AAACGUCGGUUGCACACCUCCGAUGAUGAUGUCUACCGUCUUCUUAAUCUCUCUGUUUCUCCGAUUAAUCCUGACCGUCCAUUCACACAAUUCACCACUAGAUGAACGUGAAAUUCGCCAGAAACUUUCCUUCCAUACGCCGCAGCCGUCGCAGUCGCAGUCGCCGGAAAAUAGUACUACUCUACACCUCCGGCCGUCCGGUUCAUCGUUCAAAAUUGCACUUUUCGCUGACUUGCAUUUCGGAGAAAACGCAUGGACGGACUGGGGCCCACGCCAAGACGUAAACUCCAUUAAAGUUAUGUCUACUGUGCUCGAUGAAGAACAACCAGACUUCGUAGUUUAUCUUGGUGAUGUCAUUACAGCCAACAACAUACCGAUACAAAAUGCAAGUUUAUAUUGGGAUCAAGCAAUCUCUCCGACCAGAGACAGGGGAAUUCCAUGGGCUAGCGUGUUUGGAAACCAUGACGAUAUGCCAUUUGAGUGGCCAAUGGAUUGGUUUUCAUCCACCGGAAUUCCCCCUUUUCGUUGUCCAAUGAAUGCUUCCUGUCCUAGUGAGUCUGAAGUUUCUAUUUCAGGAGGCAAAGGUUGCAGCUUCAAGGGCACAACGCGUUUGGAGCUGAUGAUGAAUGAACUAGAGAUGAAUAGAUUAUCUUACUCGAAAUUUGGUCCUAAAGAUUUAUGGCCCAGUGUUUCCAACUAUGUCCUUAAACUUUCAUCUACGGAUGACCCUGAAUCAAUCAUAACAUACAUGUAUUUCUUAGAUUCUGGUGGUGGUUCAUACCCUGAGGUAAUAUCAAAUGCCCAAGCGGAAUGGUUCAACCGCACAUCUCAAGAGAUCAAUCCUAACUCAAGGGUACCGGAGAUAAUUUUUUGGCAUAUACCAAGCCAAGCUUAUAAGACGGUUGCUCCAAGGUUUUAUGCACACAGGAAGUGUAUUGGCUCAAUGUUUGUGGAGAAAGUCGCUUCUCAAGAAGCUGAAAUGGGGAUGAUGAAGCUUCUUGAAGGAAGGUCUUCUGUGAAGGCUGUGUUUGUAGGUCAUAACCAUGGAUUAGAUUGGUGUUGUCCUUACAAGGAUUUCUGGUUAUGUUAUGCUAGACACUCAGGUUAUGGAGGAUAUGGAAACUGGCCAAGGGGAGCUAGGAUUCUAGAGAUAACACAACAACCAUUUUCUUUAAAGUCAUGGAUUCACAUGGAAGAUGGUCAUGUUCAUAGUGAAGUCCUACUGAGCUCUACAACAAGAGAGGAGUGAUCAACGGAGUUCUUUUCGGAGAUCAACCUGAAGCAAUGAAAUGUUGCUCGACUUUCUUGGAGAUCGAAGGUCUACGUUAUCCUAACUUCAAAGACGUUGGUUCAACCCUUGAAUCAUGGAGAAAUUCAAAGAGAAGAAUUAAUGAAAUAUAUACAGAGAGUUUGUACUCACAAAGAUUCAUCAAUAAAAUUAUUUUU
Messenger RNA from Solanum verrucosum, 1446 nucleotides. RefSeq names its product probable inactive purple acid phosphatase 16. Lineage: Eukaryota; Viridiplantae; Streptophyta; Magnoliopsida; Solanales; Solanaceae. Gene Ontology annotation, cellular component: cytoplasm. The record is from RefSeq and is a predicted model, not a curated record. The coding region runs from base 23 to 1249 and encodes 408 amino acids. The transcript is spliced from 5 exons. Gene Ontology annotation, molecular function: hydrolase activity, acting on ester bonds.